Molecule: messenger RNA, 1305 nt
Organism: Trichoderma citrinoviride
Lineage: Eukaryota; Fungi; Ascomycota; Sordariomycetes; Hypocreales; Hypocreaceae
Product: Nucleotidylyl transferase
Exons: 1
Coding region: 1-1305 (434 amino acids)
Biological process (GO): coenzyme A biosynthetic process
Molecular function (GO): dephospho-CoA kinase activity
Source: RefSeq, a predicted model, not a curated record
AUGGCCCCGUCAAGUAGCAGCGCGCCUUCUUUACUUUUGCUGCCGGCGCCGCCGCUCCCCCUUGACCCUCACUCUCUGGCCGCUGCCUAUCGACCGCCUCUCACGGCCGUCUUCAAGCGCCUCACCACUGGCAUCGACCUCAACAACAACAUCAACGGCAGCAGUAACAACAGCGAACCCAAUCAAAAUCAUAGCAGCCACGUCCUCGUCAUUGCCAUCGCAUGUCCUCUCCUCACCGGCCCCGUACCGAGGCGCAAGUCCGUCAACUGGAAGGCCGCCCAGUCUCUCCUCGCCCGCGUUUACACGCUCGCCGCAGUGGUUUGCGAUGAGCUGGACAUUGACACAUCAGGGGAGCCGGGGGUCAGAAGCCUCGAUCCACGCAUUGUUUUGGUCGACCACGAGCGCCGCAGGACGUACCAGCGCAACUAUGAUGGAGAGUACGAGGCAAACUGCACGCCCGUCUUGGACCUGGCUGCCUUCGCCUCGACGGUGCAUCCCUGGAGGACCGUCUUCCACCCCAGCACCGAGUCUGGCUACGAGCUACUGAGCAAUUUUCUUCAAUAUUCAGAGGGGAAACAGGUUCUCUUGCAGAAUCAACUAGUGGCUGUGGAAGGCGGCAUCACCAUGUCCACCAGCGACACGCCCCCCGCCGCUCAGGAGGACUUCAUCGAGGGCCGUGACGUCGUUUGUCUUGGAGGCACCUUUGACCAUCUUCACCCGGGACACAAGCUUCUGCUCCAUGCCACCGCGCUGCUCAUGCGCAUCCCGGACAAGGACGCCGGCAGGCAAGCCGUCCUCAUCGUCGGCAUUUCAGGGGAUGAGCUGUUGAGGAACAAGAGGUACGCAGAGGUGCUGCAGCCGUGGGGUGUGCGCGCCGCCAAGGUUUUGCAGUUUCUCUCCACCAUCUUCAACUCGGCUUCCUCUUCCAACACGGGCUCGUCCCCGCCCACAUCCACUCACUCUCCGCAUGAGCUUCAUGCCACGUUCCGCGACGGCGCAGUGCUGGUUCGGUGCGUCAACAUCCACGACCCCUUUGGGCCAACCAUUUCCGAGGAGGCGGUGGAUGCCAUUGUCGUGUCUGGGGAGACACGCAGCGGCGGCCAGGCCAUCAACGACAAGAGGGUCGAGAAGGGAUGGAAGCCUCUGGAGGUGUUUGAGAUUGAUGUGCUUGACCCGCACGAGGCGGAUGAGGACGGCGGCGGACCGCAGACCAAUGGAUUUGCCUCCAAGAUUAGCAGCACCGCCAUCCGGCAGCGCAUCGUUCAAGGCCGGGUCCCAGCUCCAGUCGCGACACCGUCGCAGUAG